This is a messenger RNA of Penicillium nucicola, 1179 nucleotides long. RefSeq names its product 3' exoribonuclease family protein. The record is from RefSeq and is a predicted model, not a curated record. Gene Ontology annotation, biological process: nuclear mRNA surveillance; nuclear polyadenylation-dependent rRNA catabolic process; U4 snRNA 3'-end processing. The transcript has a single exon. Lineage: Eukaryota; Fungi; Ascomycota; Eurotiomycetes; Eurotiales; Aspergillaceae. Gene Ontology annotation, cellular component: nuclear exosome (RNase complex); cytoplasmic exosome (RNase complex). Bases 1 to 1179 code for a protein of 392 amino acids.
AUGGCGUCCUCGACUGCUAAUCACCCGACACCUCCAUCAUUAUCCCUCCCACCAUCCCAAUUCGCCCGCCUCCAACCCCACGCCUAUCUUCUCGCCCACCUUUCCCCACCAGCAGCAAGCAAGCAACCCUCGCUCCGUGCCAACGGUCGUGCAGCCUCGCAAUUCCGUGUCACAUCUGCCAAUGCAGGCUCCUUAACCCACACAAAUGGCAGCGCAGUGGUACGAAUCGGUGAUACUGUUGCCGUCUGCGGUGUUCGCGCAGAAAUUCUCAACACAGAGGACAUUGCUUCAUGGAGUGUGUCGCACGCCUCCGAGGAGUCCUCCGACAAGACAUCCAAAUCUGAAGGAGACACUGACUCCCAAGAUAAGGAGGACCAAGCCCAUAUUCAAGACUUGAACCUGCUGGUUCCCAACCUCUCCCUCAGCACUGGCUGUGCGCCGGGCUUCACUCCCGGUGCAGCGCCUUCCGCUCUCGCCCAGUCUCUCUCUCACCAGCUUCUUUCUCUACUGCACAGUACUCGUCUCGUUCAAGCCGAUGACUUGCGCAUUUGGUAUCAGCCGCCAAAUCUUGAGGCGGAGGCAUUGGGGGAGCAGAUGGAUGUGGAUUCGGAGGAGAGUGGAAACCCCGCGCGGGAGAUCAAAGCUUUCUGGGUGCUCUACAUUGAUGUCAUGAUUAUUUCCUUGGCAGGAAACCCGUUAGAUGUUGCUUGGGCUUCUGUAUUGGCUGCGCUACGUGAUACCAAGCUCCCCAAGGCUUGGUGGGAUGACGAUAACGAUACUAUUCUAUGCUCGGAUGAUAUUGCGGAUGCGAAAAGGCUCUCGUUGCGUGGUUUGCCCAUUGUCAGCUCCUUCUGUUCCUUUGAAGCCGAUGCUGCUGCUGGCUGGAGAUCUGUUGUCAUUCCCGAUGCCGAAGAGCAAAAGGCACAGGAAGAGAAGCAGAGAAAGCAGGGUAUGCAGCAAAGGUGGAUCUUGGCAGACCCAGAUGGAUACGAAGAGGGAUUGAGCCAGGAGCGGGCUUGUAUUGUUGUGGACAAGGAGAAUGGAGGCGAAGGAAAGACCGUCAUUGUGAAGAUGGAGAAGCAUGGUGGCUGGGCUUUGGACGGGGAUGAUAUGCGGCAGCUCGUGGAUGUUUCUACUCAGAGAUGGGAUGAGAUGAAGCGGAUAUUGGAUCAAUGCUGA